AUGGGUUUGGAAAAACUACUACCAUGCAGCAGAGUCCAAGUAGCUACAACAGUUAAAAAUUCAGGCUGUGAUGUUUUCUGUAUCAUUGAUCGUGAUUGUCUACCCGAGGAAUUAGAAGAACAAUUCAAAGAAAGCCGUUUGAUGGACAAAGCAUUCGACAGUGUGGUGUCUUGCUUCAAAUCAUACACCUUGAAUGUGCCUGUAGUCUACUCACCAUUGCCGGAGUUGAGUGAUUAUCACGAUGUGAGAGCUUAUCAACAGGCAGCUGCAAAAGCUAUGCAGCGAGUUGUUAAAGCUGGGUUUAAGUCACCAUUGUUGCUGGUGCCACACAGUGAGAACUUUAAGAAUACUGAGGUAUGCACUGUGCUAGGUGCGCUGGAGCAACUUUAUGUGCCAAUUCAACUGCGUGAAGAUGUACCAGACAAGAGCCAACAGGUCAAGAAUUUGUCGGUUAUGUAUUCCAGUCCCCAUACAGCUGAUGUUGUUAAAGAAGCCUUGGUUUUGGAGUCGGGUCGAUAUGUGGCCCGUGAUAUUGGUGUUGGCGAUCCCGAACGCAUGGCCCCACCACAUGUGGAGACAUACAUCAGAGAUUUGUUUGCAGGUCUAAAAGUGACCGUUGUCAGUGACAUUGACGUUCUCAACAAGGAAUAUCCGCUUUUCGCUGCCGUCAAUCGGGCAGCAAAUCAAGUGAAACGUCAUCAAGGACGUAUUAUUUUCAUAGAAUAUGAGCCACCCAAAAAGGCUGAGAGAACGUUGAUGUUGGUAGGUAAGGGCGUUAGCUACGACACUGGAGGUGCUGACAUCAAAGCUGGAGGUAUUAUGGCCGGAAUGUCGCGCGAUAAAUGUGGUGCUGCUGCUGUUGCUGGUUUCAUGCAGAUUGUCAAAGAACAAAAACCCGAUGACAUUCAUGUUAUUGCUGCUCUAUGCAUGGUACGCAACUCGGUAGGCGAGGAGUCGUAUGUCUCAGACGAAGUAAUAACCUCAAGGGCUGGUGCACGUGUGCGUAUCGGCAACACUGAUGCAGAGGGACGCUUGUGUAUGGCAGAUGCCCUAUGUCGCAUGAAGGAGAUUGCAUUGGAGAAACAAUUGCCCAACGCUCAUCUCUUCACCAUAGCCACCCUGACGGGUCAUGCUUUCUUUUCUGCAGGUGAAGGCUACACCAUUGUGAUGGACAAUAGUGUGGCGCGACAAGCUCAACAUGAUAGAAUUUUGCAAGAGGUGGGCACUUCAUAUGGUGAACCCUUUGAAGUGUCUGUUAUACGUCAAGACGAUUUUGACUAUAAUGUUGGCAAGGUUAUAGGCGAGGACUUUGUGCAGUGUGGCAAUGAACCCUCAUCUCGCAUACCUCGUGGUCACCAAGUGCCAGCUGCUUUGCUUAUGCAGAUUACUGGUCUGGAUAAGCAUGGUUUGAAAUCGAAACAACCCUUGCGAUACACUCAUUUGGAUAUUGCACCUAGUGCUGGAGAAUAUCCAAAAAUGCCAACUGGCGCCCCACUUGUUGCUUUGGCAAAGGUGCAUUUAACUAAAAAGGUGCCCUUUUAA
Messenger RNA from Stomoxys calcitrans (stable fly), 1542 nucleotides. RefSeq names its product putative aminopeptidase W07G4.4. NCBI's taxonomy places the organism in Eukaryota, Metazoa, Arthropoda, Insecta, Diptera, Muscidae. Bases 1 to 1542 code for a protein of 513 amino acids. The transcript has a single exon. Gene Ontology annotation, cellular component: cytoplasm. Gene Ontology annotation, biological process: proteolysis. Gene Ontology annotation, molecular function: manganese ion binding; metalloaminopeptidase activity. The record is from RefSeq and is a predicted model, not a curated record.